AUGACGUCCAGUGCCUCGUGCCCCACACCUCCCGCCACUGACCUUCCGCUCGAUACGCAGCUGUACACGAUGAUCGAACUCGAGGCCAGUCGCUAUCGUGCCUUCUAUGCCAAACUCACGACCUCUCUUACAAACUGUUCUCCUCCUCCUCCUCUCCUCCUCUCUCGCCACGCGGCAGUCACGUUCUUUUGCAAGUCGAGUCUCUCGCACGACCACGUGCAGGAGCUCUACACGCGCAUCAAGGAGCUUCGGCUCUUGCGCGACAUGGACCACCUGAACGAGACCGAGUUCGUGCUGGGGAUGCACUUUAUUGUGUGCCUGACCAAGCGCAAGCUCGUCGAGAUCCCGCGGCCGUUCCCCGUGUACUUGUUCCCGACGUUGGACUUGACGCCCGAAGAACAACGUCCUGUAGCCUACACGUCGCUGUCGUUCUCUCGAGCGGGGAGCGCGUCCGUGUCAUGCAGUGCAUUGUCGUCAUGGACCGAUGCCAAGUCGCUGCUCGCCCUCUUGACAGCAGCGGGUCGUUCGAAACAAGAGGACAUUGAUGUGCUGUCGGCUAUGCGCCAGUCGAUUGCAACAGCGCAGCAGACGCUGCACACGAGCGUCGAUCGGGUUUCGGACCAAGUGGACAAGUUGGGCUUUCCUGUGCCCCCGUUCUUGCGGUCGCUGGACGCUCUGGACGACCUAAAGAGCUUGCUGCAGCAGCACGUGCUUGCAGCCAAAGAGGAGAUCCAGAGCAUGCAAACUGACGACGCGCAGAUGCGCAACGUGGCAGUCACGAUGGCUCACGACUCUAUUGGGGGUGAAAAGAAUGCACUUGACUUUGCAAGUGGGUUGACGCAGGAACUUGUAGCACUCCAGCAGCAGACUGCGCAGCUGAUGGCGAUGAAAGCGGAUUUGGCUGGACGCCUUGCAGCCGUGAAGGCAGGAGACCUGACUGCUGGGGGACGACUCACUGAGCAAUCGAAUGGGUCUGCCUCGAUUGAGUCCAAGAACCCGAGUUUUGCUCUGUCGAAAGGCGCGUUGACAGUGGGGGAGCUGCGCUCAGCAUUGGCAUCAACGGUGCCUGCUAAGAGCUCGGAGCUUGUAUCGGCGCACAACCGGAACGCCGUGUCUUGUGAAGACUGGGGUACUUAUGGGACUGCGGUCUUACGAGAAGCACGUCCUGCUCAGGCACAUGGAGUGAAGCUUGUCCGACCAUUGACUUCGAACGACCCGUUCGACUUUGCUUCGUCACCUGCUGCCCCGAGCGCAGCUGAUGCAGUAGAAACUAAGAAGUCGGAAUGGGACCCCUUUCAGUAA
This is a messenger RNA of Hyaloperonospora brassicae, 1302 nucleotides long. The record is from the annotation of a GenBank genome assembly. NCBI's taxonomy places the organism in Eukaryota, Oomycota, Peronosporomycetes, Peronosporales, Peronosporaceae.